CUAGCAAAUAUAUGUAACUAGAUUGAAAUGUGGAAGUUAAUUGCUAAAUUCCAUAUUUGAAUCUAUUGCACUUUAAAAAUAAAUGGGAAUUUGAAAGUUGAAACUUUCUCAUUAGAAGCUAAUUGGUAAGGUCUCAAGGCUAGUUCUGCUCAAGAAAAAUAUUACAGUUCUUCUAAUUUUUUCAAGGUUUCCACUCAUGUAACCCCUAAAUGCUGACAGGUCUUUGCUCUUAACAUGGUAAGUAGAGAUCAAUUCAUUUAAAGCUAAUUGAAAGAUUAUACUGCACUUCAUGGUGAUAUUUUUAGUUUAUUGUUUACAGAGUGGCAAGGUGUGUGGACUUUGUUUUAAAACAUACAACAAUCUGAGUCAACACCUGAAAGUUACACAUGCUGUACAAAAUAAAGAAGAGCUUCACCUUCUCCUACAAUAUGGAAAUGGACGGACCAGCAAAAAAGUGGACUGUCCUAUUUGUGACAAGACUGGAUUUAUUAGACUGGACAAACACCUUGAUGAUUUCCACGGAAUAUCAAGAAAAGAUCGAGAUGAUCUUUUGAAAGAAGCAAAGCGAAAGGAGAUAAUGAAGGACCUUGUGGCACUUAAGGGAUUAGGGUCAACGCUGCCUAUGGUGUCAUCACUUAGUGAUGGUAAAGUCUUACUGGGUUUUAGUAGCUAACAAUUCAAGUUGUGAUAAAGCAAGAAAUGCCUAAUUGUUAUCUAUCAUUUUCACAUUCUUAAAGACAAGGAACCCACUAAGGAUGAUGAAGUGAUGGAUAUUGGUGAAGCUUCUGUUUCUGAACAAGACUGUGUUGGUGCUCCCCAGCAAUCCUCCACCCCCCUUGGUUUUGAUGAUAAUCCUCAGACUCAGCCUCUCCCUGUUACAAGUUCUUCCAUAUCUCUUCUUGUUCCUCCAUCUACAAGCCUUUGUAAUGUCCCUGCAACAGCUAAUAUCAGUCAAAAUCACAUCCCUUCUUGUCAGUCAGACAGCCAUUCAUCUCAGCAACCUGUCUCUGAGAUAAAUAGCCCACCAAAUUCAUCAGAAUCCCAGCCCUGCUGUGCCAGUUGCAAAAACUUGGCCUGUAGGCUACAAGUUUUAGAAGCAAAGGUUAAAACUCUGAUGUCAAAUUCCACCCCAAAACAAUCAGCAUCAACUUCCAAAUUACCCACUUUCACCCCCAAAGGAUCAGUGCAGAAAUUUGAACAUGUCCAAAAGGGCAGAAUGCCUGAAAACCUCUGCGGAAAGAUUAUUCUAGACUUUGAAAAGUUUAUCCUGGGGCCAAGGACUGGAAGAAAAGACAUUGAAAAUGCACGUCAGGCACGAAGCCACGCACAACGCUUCUGUAACUACUUGCUGGGUGGCUGUCUCAGAGAUGCAGGGUCUACGGAUCUGCUUUUUCUGAGACAAAUUGACAAGAUACGCAUGUGGCCAACGUAUCUGAAACACAAAGGCUAUGCAAUCACAACAAUAGGAAAUAUGCUUUUCAAUGUCACACGUUUCUUGACACAUGUUGAGAACAAAUUUCAAUCAGUCAGCAAAUUAAGGACAAAAGAUUUGGUGAACAUGAUCUAUGAGAUUAAACGAGUCCAGAAAGAAGUGAGACGGGAUGUUGUUGUCCAUCGGCAAAAAGUGAAGCGCUGUAAAACAAAAAACCAGCUUGGUCCAUCUGUUGAAAAUCACUUCCUAAUGGCUGCCAAAAACACCAUUCCUACAUUGUUAGACAGCGUCAAAAAAGAUCAACACUUGGAGGCUGAGCAUAUCAAACUGAUGGGCUACCUCAUGGGCUAUCUGUGCAUGCUGACAGGACACAGAUCUGUUGUCAUGACAAACAUGACCAAAGAAAAUGUCCUGCAUGCAGAACGUUCACGACAGGGGUUCCAUAUUACAGUUGAUGAACACAAAACUGUGCGUACAUAUGGACAGGCAUCCUUGUUUCUCAACAAGGACGAGUAUUCCUGGCUAUCACAACUGAUAGACAUCCUUUCUGUCAGAAGGAGAUACGCCAAAUGCAAUUAUAUCUUUGUGACCUACAAGGGGAAACAAAUUGAGAAACCUGUCCAUUUCCUUAAAGAAGCCUGGAGAGAUGCUGGCCUGGAAGGGAACAUCACUUUCAACCAGAUACGGAGCAGUGUCUCCACUGAAGUAAGUUCGAACUUUCAUCUCAAAAAAAUGAACUUGGCAAGGGUGAAUCUAUCCAGGCAGAAGACAUCAUCCAAAAUGGAGACCAAGGAAGAACUUACUGAGGUGCCCCCAGUCGAAGUUCCCCUGGAAGUGGCAUCCUGGACUGAAGUCUCCACGAUGCCCUCAGGUGAUGCACCCAUGGAGGAGGCAACUCAGGGCAAAGUGUCCGAGAUUCCCCCAGUCCAAAUUCCCCUGGAAGAGGCAUCCCGGACAGAAGUCUCCACGAUGCCCUCAGGUGAUCCACCCAUGGAGGAGGCAACUCGUGGAAAAGCGUCCGAGAUUCCCCCAGUCCAAAUUCCCCUGGAAGAGGGAUCCCGGACUGAAGUCUCCACGAUGCCCUCAGGUGAUGCACCCAUGGAGGAGGCAACUCAGGGAAAAGUGUCCCAGAUUCUCCCAGUCCAAAUUCCCCUGGAAGAGGCAUCCCGGACAGAAGUCUCCACGAUGCCCUCAGGUGAUCCACCCAUGGAGGAGGCAACUCGUGGAAAAGCGUCCGAGAUUCCCCCAGUCCAAAUUCCCCUGGAAGAGGCAUCCCGGACAGAAGUCUCCACGAUGCCCUCAGGUGAUCCACCCAUGGAGGAGGCUACUCGUGGAAAAGCGUCCGAGAUUCCCCCAGUCCAAAUUCCCCUGGAAGAGGCAUCCCGGACUGAAGUCUCCACGAUGCCCUCAGGUGAUGCACCCAUGGAGGAGGCAACUCAGGGAAAAGUGUCCCAGAUUCCCCCAGUCCAAAUUCCCCUGGAAGAAGCAUCCUGGACAGAAGUCUGCACGAUGCCCUCAGGUGAUGCACCCAUGGGGUUGACCUGUUACAGAGAAAUAUGCAAUUAA
Messenger RNA from Scatophagus argus, 2998 nucleotides. RefSeq lists its product as uncharacterized. NCBI's taxonomy places the organism in Eukaryota, Metazoa, Chordata, Actinopteri, Scatophagidae. Gene Ontology annotation, biological process: DNA recombination; DNA integration. The record is from RefSeq and is a predicted model, not a curated record. The coding region runs from base 767 to 2998 and encodes 743 amino acids. The transcript has 9 exons. Gene Ontology annotation, molecular function: DNA binding.